AUGAUCAGACGCCGCCGUAGCUCCAUCGUUAUCCUUUCAAUCCUACUUACCUUUACCCUGUCUCUCCUUACUUGGAUUGAGUGGGAAGAGGAGCCUCUGUAUGAACUCCCAGACUUCCUUCAUCCCUUCCAAGCCAACCAGAGCUCCCCUCCAUCCCUCCGGAGCUCAGCAACAUUGUACGACUCCAACUUCAGCUUCUCCCUUAAUCUGAGCGAAUAUUCCAUGCAAUACCCAGCACUCCAGAGCUAUAGAUGCAGGGCAGCCAUUGACUUAUUCGGAUACUGCUGGACUAAUGAUCCUUUAAUACUGCUGGCAGUAAAAUCCCACCCGGCCUCAUUCACCAGGAGGGAUGUCCUGCGUCAGACUUGGGCCAGGGAGAAAAAGAUUAUGGAAUACAGAGUGAAGCCUGUGUUCCUCAUGGCCAAUUCUGGCAAGCGUCACCAGAUGGAGAGGGUGGUGAAGGAGGCCUUUUCCAAUGGGGACAUCAUUCUAUGGGAUUUUCUGGAAAGCCAUCACAAUCUCUCUCUAAAAGAGAGAUGUUUUUUGGAAUGGAUUUAUCACCGCUGUCCAGAGGCCAAGUACAUAUUCAAAGGUGAUGUGUUCGCUAGCUCAAACGUAGUGAGAUAUAUAGAUGGAUGGAUGGUGUGACGGUAGUAAUCUGUGUCACCGUCUAGUAUUCCCUUUUUCCCCAAUAGCAGAAUAAUCACAAUAAUCCACAGGGUAAAAUAUCGCUGGUAUUGCCAAAUAAUCCACACAUGAGCCAAAGCUUAAUACUGGAACAAGACUGAUUUACUGGAAGCAACAGGCAUUCAAUUUAUACAGUACAAGCUCCUCCUCUGGGCCAGGCUAGAUAAUUGAGUUUCAGCAACAUACUAAACUCAAUUAUCUGCUGGCCAGAAACAUUACAAUUUUCAAAAUUUUUAGAAAUAUACUUUCUACAUGACAUAUGAAUAUAAGAAUUGCCCACAUCCCUGGGUAGCUGAGGAUACUGGGAGUCACAUAUCCAAAUUGCACGAAAAUCCGUUUGGUACUUUCCAUGUCGCGUCGUGUGGAAGUUUGACUGGCUCACCAUGUGGUGGUAUCCGAUUUAGAGUUCCAUGAACUCAGUAGUAAGAACCGGUCUCCGUUCGUGCAGAAUUACACGAAAACCACCAUAGAUAUGUUGCAGCUGGUUAUAUGAGAGUGCUCCCCUCGUUCGGUAGAUUAAAACUCCCGAACGCCGGUUUGAUACUAUGGGUGGAAAUAGGUCAGACGGGACUUCCAUAAUGACCGGGCGUUCGGGUGAUUGCCAUGCCGAAAACAGUUCCAGGCAAUCCACGAGUAAGUUCCGCUGGCCGCAUUCAGGAGAUUUAAGAUGGCCACCAUCCUUUGUUCUCGCCACGUGUUCGUAUGCCGAAUGGCGGCCACCUAGAAACACUCAAUUAAGUUGCUGUUUCGUGUGGUUACUCGGUGUUCUGAUUGCUGCCCAGGGUGGUUUCCGUUCGGUAGAACGAAUAAAUGUCCCGAACACAGAAAUAACAACGAAUACUUUACAGUCACUUAACUAGCAGGGAGAGAAAGUACCGAAUACAUGGAGGGUGAUUCUUCACAGAUGGAUAGAUAUAGAGAUAGACAGAGAGAGAGAGAUAGAAAUAGAUAGAUAGAUAGAUAGAUAGAUAGAUAGAUAGAUAGAUAGAUAGAUAGAAAAAUGAACUCUGGCAAUAAUUAUUCUGCUUGAUACUGAUUCAUAUAUAUGUAUGUAAAUUCUUCUCUCUUUUUGUUGGGUGGCUCGCCUUGUAUUAGGCAUAUUAUAGUUAUUCUGUGUCACUUAAACAUAUAACGCAAUCAGACUUUCCUGGCUUUUCUUAUAAAAGAGAUUUAUUCUUCUUGCUUUCCAAAUUCAAAGUCAGAACUUACAAUGUCAUUGAUGUUAAAUAGAUCAACAGCUGAUGGUACAUGCUGGGCAUUCAGAGUGCGGAGACACUCACAGCUGAUGGUACAUGCUGGACAUUCAGAGAGCAGAGACACUCUCACAGCUGGUGUUACACGCUGGGCAUUCAGAGUGUGGAGACACUCUCACAGCUGAUGGUACAUGCUGGACAUUCAAAGUGCGGAGACACUCUCACAGCUGAUGGUACACGCUGGACAUUCAGAGUGGGAAGACACUCUCACAGCUGAUGGUACACGCUGGACAUUCUGAGUGUGGAGACACUCUCACAGCUGAUGGUACACGCUGGACAUUCAGAGUGCGGAGACACUCUCACAGCUGAUGUACACGCUGAGCAUUCAGGGUGCGGAGACACUCUCACAGCUGACGGUACACGCUGGGCAUUCAGAGUGCGGAGACACUCACAGCUGAUGGUACACGCUGGACAUUCAGAGAGCGGAGACACUCUCACAGCUGAUGGUACACGCUGGACAUUCAGAGUGUGAAGACACUCUCACAGCUGAUGGUACAUGCUGGACAUUCAGAGUGUGAGGACACUCUCACAGCUGAUGGUACACGCUGGGCAUUCAGGGUGCGGAGACACUCUUACAGCUGAUGGUACAUGCUGGACAUUCAGAGUGUGGAGACACUCUCACAGCUGAUGGUACACGCUGGACAUUCAGAGUGCGGAGACACUCUCACAGCUGGUGUUACACGCUGGGCAUUCAGAGGGUGGAGACACUCUCACAGCUGAUGGUACAUGCUGGACAUUCAGAGUGUGGAGACACUCUCACAGCUGAUGGUACAUGCUGGACAUUCAGAGUGUGGAGACACUCUCACAGCUGAUGGUACAUGCUGGACAUUCAGAGUGCGGAGACACUCUCACAGCUGAUGGUACAUGCUGGACAUUCAGAGUGUGGAGACAAUCUCACAGCUGAUGGUACACGCUGGACAUUCAGAGUGGGAAGACACUCUCACAGCUGAUGGUACACGCUGGACAUUCUGAGUGUGGAGACACUCUCACAGCUGACGGUACACGCUGGGCAUUCAGAGUGCGGAGACACUCUCACAGCUGAUGGUACACGCUGGACAUUCAGAGUGCGGAGACACUCUCACAGCUGAUGGUACAUGCUGGACAUUCAGAGUGUGGAGACACUCUCACAGCUGAUGGUACAUGCUGGACAUUCUGAGUGCGGAGACACGCUCACAGCUGAUGGUACACGCUGGACAUUCAGAGUGCGGAGACACUCUCACAGCCAGGGCUGGUGCAAGCAUUUUUGUCACCCUAGGCGAAAACAAAUUUGCCGCCCUAUUUGCUUCCCCCAAUCAUGCAGACUAACACACACGCUGACUCAAGUAGACACACAUUGACCAUGCAAACUGACACACACGCACUAACCCAUGCAGACACACACAUACAGACACACUGACCCAUGCAGACAGACACCAUGACCCAUACAGACAGACACACUGACCCAUACAGACAGACACACUGACAUACAGACAGACACACUGACCCAUACAGACAGACACACUGACCCAUACAGACUGACACUGACCCAUACAGACAGACACAUUGAACUAUACAGACACACUGACCCAUACAGACACACACACUGACCCAUGCAGACACACACUGACCCAUACAGAGUGACACUGACCCAUACAAACAGACACACUGACCCAUAUAGACAGACACACUGACCCAUAUAGACUGACACACUGAACUAUACAGACAGACACACUGACCCAUACAGACAGACACACUGUCCCAUACAGACAGAUACACUGUCCCAUACAGACAGAUACACUGACAUACAUAAACAUAUUGACUGAAGCAGACUAACACACAUUCUCUGACAUAAAGAGAAGAUAGGAUUGGGUAAAGUGCAGUGAUAUUCUCUGACAUACCUUACCUUCAUUGUUGUUCAUUCCUUGCGCCUGGCUGCCCUUUCUCUGCACAUUAUGCUCCGCCCACUUCUCGAGACGUACAGGGGAAGGGACGGGAGCGAGGAAUUAAAGCACCCGCACGCUGCCGCACUGCAUGUCUGGGAGGGAGGGGCCUGGUUGGGCGGGCUGUAUGCCGCCGGACCUGUUUUCUACCGGCGCUAGUGAGCAACAAUGUAAGAGCUUCCGAGUGCCCGGUAAAAUGGCCGGCGGCAUACUCGAAACAGAUAAAUAACUUGUCAGGUCCGGCGCCCCCUCUUAAGCAGCGCCCUAGAUGGCCGCCUAGUUUGCCUAUAGGGAGGGCCGGCCUUGCUCAAAGCUGAUGGUACACGCUGGACAAUUAGAGUGCGGAGACACACUCACAGCUGAUGGUUCAUGCUGGACAUUCAGAGUGUGGAGACACUCUCACAGCUGAUGGUACAUGCUGGACAUUCAGAGUGCGGAGACACUCUCACAGCUGAUGGUUCAUGCUGGACAUUCAGAAUGUGGACACACUCUCACAGCUUAUGGUACAUGCUGGACAUUCAGAGUGCGGAGACACUCUCACAGCUGAUGGUACACGCUGGACAUUCAGAGUGCGGAGACACUCUCAUAGUUGAUGGUACAUGGUGGAAAUUCAAAAUGUGAAAACACUCUCACAGCUGAUGGUACAUGCUGGACAUUCUGAGUGCGGAGACACUCUCACAGCUGGUGUUACACGCUGGACAUUCAGAGUACGGAGACACUCUCACAGCUGAUGGUACACGCUGGACAAUUAGAGUGCGGAGACACAUUCACAGCUGAUGGUACAUGCUGGACAUUCAGAGUGCGGAGACACUCUCACAGCUGAUGGUACAUGCUGGACAUUCAGAGUGCGGAGACACACUCACAGCUGGUGGUACACGCUGGACAUUCAGAGUGUGAAGACACUCUCACAGCUGGUGGUACACGCUGGACAUUCAGAGUGCGGAGACACACUCACAGCUGGUGGUACAUGCUGGACAUUCAGAGUGCGGAGACACACUCACAGCUGAUGGUACGUGCUGGACAUUCAGAGUGCGGAGACACUCUCACAGCUGAUGGUACAAGCUGGACAUUCAGAGUGCGGAGACACACUCACAGCUGGUGGUACAUGCUGGACAUUCAGAGUGCGGAGACACUCUCACAGCUGGUGGUACAUGCUGGACAUUCAGAGUGUGGAGACACUCUCACAGCUGAUGGUACACGCUGGACAAUUAGAGUGCGGAGACACACUCACAGCUGAUGGUUCAUGCUGGACAUUCAGAGUGCGGAGACACUCUCACAGCUGGUGGUACAUGCUGGACAUUCAGAGUGUGGAGACACUCUCACAGCUGAUGGUACACGCUGGACAAUUAGAGUGCGGAGACACACUCACAGCUGAUGGUUCAUGCUGGACAUUCAGAGUGCGGAGACACUCUCACAGCUGAUGGUACACGCUGGACAUUCAGAGUGCGGAGACACUCUCACAGCUGAUGGUACAUGCUGGACAUUCAGAGUGCGGAGACACACUCACAGCUGAUGGUACAUGCUGGACAUUCAGAGUGCGGAGACACACUCACAGCUGAUGGUACAAGCUGGACAUUCAGAGUGCGGAGACACUCUCACAGCUGAUGGUACAUGCUGGACAUUCAGAGUGCGGAGACACACUCACAGCUGAUGGUACAUGCUGGACAUUCAGAGAGCGGAGACACUCUCACAGCUGAUGGUACAAGCUGGACAUUCAGAGUGCGGAGACACUCUCACAGCUGGUGGUACACGCUGGGCAUUCAGAGUGCGGAGACACUCUCACAGCUGAUGGUACACGCUGAACAUUCAGAGUGCGGAGACACUCUCACAGCUGAUGGUACACGCUGGACAUUCAGAGAGCGGAGACACUCUCACAGCUGAUGGUACACGCUGGACAUUCAGAGAGCGGAGACACUCUCACAGCUGAUGGUACACGCUGGGCAUUCAGAGUGCGGAGACACUCUCACAGCUGAUGGUACACGCUGGACAUUCAGAGUGUGGAGACACUCUCACAGCUGAUGGUACACGCUGGACAUUCAGAGUGCGGAGACACUCUCACAGCUGAUGGUACAAGCUGGACAUUCAGAGUGUGGACACUCUCACAGCUGAAGAUACAGGCUGGACAUUCAGAGUGCGGAGACACUCUCACAGCUGAUGGUACACGCUGGACAUUCAGAGUGCGGAGACACACUCACAGCUGAUGGUUCACGCUGGACAUUCAGAGUGCGGAGACACACUCACAGCUGAUUGUACACGCUGGACAUUCAGAGUGCGGAGACACUCUCACAGCUGAUGGUACACGCUGGACAUUCAGAGUGUGGAGACACUCUCACAGCUGAUGGUACAUGCUGGACAUUCAGAGUGCGGAGACACUCUCACAGCUGAUGGUACAAGCUGGACAUUCAGUGUGCGGAGACACUCUCACAGCUGAUGGUACACGCUGGACAUUCAGAGUGUGGAGACACUCUCACAGCUGAUGGUACACGCUGGACAUUCAGAGCGCAGAGACACUCUCACAGCUGAUAGUACACGCUGGACAUUCAGAGUGCGGAGACUCUCUCACAGGUGAUGGUACACACUGGACAUUCAGGGUGUGAAGACACUCUGCCUUCAUGUUCCGUGUCUCAGUGUCUGAGUUUCAUGCUCCUAGACAUUCCUUACACAGAUAAUACAUUCUACAUAUAUACCAAAAUGGCUGUGUAAGCAAAACAAGUCAAUGCUAUUGAUACAAUAUGCUUGUUGGCAAUUCCUUAUCAGGUCUUCUCACGUUCCAUGGACACUCAGAAACAGAGCUUACAGCACUUAUUGUCAUCUGUCUGUCUAUCUCUGUCUGUCUGUCUAUCUAUCUCUGUCUAUCUGUUUCUCCAUCUAUCUAUCUGUAAAAUAGUCUACAUUUUGGAAAUGUCUCUUACAUGCAUUUCACACUGAGGUGUGGUUGAUAUUGAGUGACAUGAACAGAUGACAAUAAGUGCUGUAAGCUCUUCUCUAUUUCUGCCCCAUUUGAUCCAUUCACUCAUGCAGACUGACAUGCACUAACCCAUGCAGCCUGACACACAAACACUGACCCAUGCAGACUGCCGCACAUGUACUGACACACACACUGACGCACGCAGACUGACCCAUGCAGACACACACAUACACACUGACUUGUGCAGACACACACACUGACCUAUGCAGACACACACUAACCCAUGCAGACACACACAUACAGAUACGCACUGACCCAUACAGACACACGCUGACCCAUUCUGCAGACAGACACUGACCCAUACUCCAGACAGACACUGACUGAUACGGCAGACAAAAGCGAAAGACACAGGCAACACUCCAGGAUAAAGAAGAUACGUUUAUUUCUGGAAACACCACCUCAUAAAGUGCAACGUUUUGGCUCAUCAGAGCCUUAAUAAGGGAUACAACGUGAUACAGUGCUUACAUAUCCCCCACCCCAAUUAAACUAAUUGAUAAAUUGCAUCACGUGUUAGUUAAACAUAUCCAUAGAGAGAACUCUAAAACAUGACAAGGAGUCUAAUAGAAAUCCUAAUUAGUACGCAAUCAUCUUAAAGGUAUAACACCCUAUUUCAUCUUAAAGGUACAAAGCAGAAUACGAAUCUGUAUAACAUAAUGAGAAUAAUUGGAGAGUAAACGUCCUAAAUUAUAUGAAUAAAUGAGACAUAGGAGCAAAGAAUUGGAUCAAAAGAUCACGCUAUUGGAAAUUCCCCAAAUUUAUAAGUCAACCUAGAAUUAACCAUGUAGUUAACAUUCCAUAACUUCAUGGACUAACCAAUCAUAAAUGAAUAGAAACCAAUGGUUAAGGAAUCGAAGUAAAUACGUGAGUGAAAAUAUACAAUAUACUAAGUACAUAGUACAAUAUGGAAAAUGUAUAUAAUGAAAUAAGACGUUCCUCAUAUGUAUCCGCCCUAAUCCAGGUGGGCACCAGAGGGUACACAAUAUGCUUCAAGUAGCACUGUAAAAGAAAAUAAAACAUCUCACUAAUAAUAAAUACACACAAGAUUACAAAAAAGAAGUAAGAGAAAAUUCCCUGUUAAGUCCCUUGGGCCAUAAGGUGUUUCAUGUGUGGAUCCAAAAGGACUCCUUCAUUUUAAGCAAACCUUGACGGCUGCCACCUCUCCUGAGUGAAGGCACAUGGUCAAUAACCUGAAAUAUUGUGACUAUGUUCCAUGAAGUAUGCAGGAAUAGGUCAUUCCUUUUGUCUCGUUCUAAUAGUUGAUUUGUGCUUAUUAAGUCUCUCACGGACCUUCAUUGUGGUCUCUCCUACAUAGAGAAGGCCACAUGGGCACUUAAGGACAUAGACAACAUACGUCAACUCGCAGGUGAAAUAAUUCUUUAUAUUGUAUGAACGACCUGUUUGGGGAUGAAAAAAUGUAUCACCUUUAAUAAUAGAGUUGCAGGAACUACAGUUAUGGCAUGGAAAUGUGCCAUAUACUGGAGUGGAUACUACAUACUACAGACAGACACUGACCCAUACAGAAACACACUGACCCAUACAGACUGACAUACACAAACACAAAUUCUUCACAAAUACACAUUGUGAUGUCCCAUUGACUCUCUUACCUUUCUUGCAUAUAUGACUGCUUUUCAUUUGUAACUGGCAGCUUCCCUGUGCCUGGCCGCCUGUUAUGCUCCCGCCCACUUAUACCCACCUACCGGGCAAGGCCGGGGAGCAAGAAAUUGAAGUGCCCUUGCGCUGUUGCAGCAAUGGUAGCCUUUGUGGGGAGCCUGGCUGAGCAGGCUGAAGUGGAUGCCGCCAGACCAGUAUUACACCGGGUGCUAGCCUGCAGACAUGUAAGUGCUCCCUACUGCCUGGUAACAUGGCACGCUUUGUAGAAUUUCUCCAACAUAGACUGGCAGCAAAAUGAGCAGAGCAGCAAAGCUCCUGCUGGCACCCCCUCUUGAGCAGCCGCCUAAUUUGCCUAUAGGAAGCACCGGCCCUGCCAUGACUGACUGCUUGGUUUAUUUCAUUCAAAUUUUUUAUUUUUUUAUUUUGGUUUGUCCGAAAUCAUGAAAUGAUCAAUUCAGAGCAAAAUGAAAUUGAGAAGAAUUUCAGAAGUGAAAUGAAAAGAUUCCAAAUAAUGAAAUCAAGAUUGAUGAUGAAGGUGGAGCUACCGCGACUAGACUGGUGCAGCAUGGGAGAAAAGGUGAGUAAAAUAUUUUUUUUUUUACUGCGAUCAGAUGGGGUCUGGUCACUUAAACAGCCACUUAAAAUCAUUCAAAAAGUUUAUUCAAAAAUAUUACACCGAGGCCCUAGUUCUUAAAUAGCAGCUUUGCUCUUUUUCUUAUGAUCGUUUUUUUUAUCCUGGUGUUAAUGGUGGGCAGAUACACAUAAUAUUAUCCCUGGACCUCACUAUGUUUAAUAAAAGACCUAAACAUUGCUCUCUGUCCUUUCUCGGCAGGUGACGAUGACGAGUUUGUGAACCCCUACGCCAUUGUUAGUUAUAUACAGCACUCUCUUCCUCCACAUCCUCUGGAAAUCCAUGGCCAACUUCAAAUCCACCCACCUCCGGAGCGCUCGGGGAAGUAUGCCGUUCCUUUCUCCUUAUACCCACACGGGCACUACCCUCCAUUUGUUUCUGGUGGAGGGUUUCUUCUUCCAGGAGAGCUGAUUCCUUCUCUUUACUUGGCUGCAUCCACCAUCCCUGUUUUCCCACUGGAUGAUGUCUUUUUUGGGUUCCUAGCACUGUCCGCCAACAUUACCUUCCACCACGAACCCCGCUUCUGUUCAUUUGGGUUAAAGGCAAACAGACUAUGCCAAUACGUUGAUGUUUUAGUGGUUCAUGGAUUAACACCAAAAAAGAUGCUGGAGAUCUGGAAAUAUCUGCCGAACACUGCAUCGUGUCCACCCAGUGAGAGGACACCGACGGAGGACACAAAGAGGAAAACUUUAGUUAAAUAAUAAACAAACUUAUUAAACUUCCAGAUCUUUGAUAAAAAUUACUAAGUUCUUUUACAUCUGCCUGUCCCUUGGUAACAUCACUGGGGACAGGACUGACUCAUAGCGCCCCUACCUGUGUCAUCCUGCAGGGGGAGGGACAGACUCAUAGCGCCCCCUUUCUGUGUCACUGUG
Messenger RNA from Pelobates cultripes (western spadefoot toad), 9941 nucleotides. The record is from the annotation of a GenBank genome assembly. Lineage: Eukaryota; Metazoa; Chordata; Amphibia; Anura; Pelobatidae.